AUGGCAGCAAGUAAGAACGAAGAAGUGGCAGCGCUUGAGGCAUUGCGAGAUUCAUCGGCAGAGUUAGUGCGGUAUUUGGACGGUAUUAAUGAGAAAUUAUUGCAGAUUAAUCAUCAGAAUGAAAUGUCACUGCGUGUGUUAGAAAACUGGUCAAGUGUAAUUGCCAUUACUAAGGUUAGCUUUGAAUCAGCUGCUGCUGCUUCUUCUUCAACAGGGAAUAAAUCUCAGGCAGAAAAGGCCUUUUCUGGUCGUGAUUGUAUCAUCAUUUUCUUUCCAUUCAUGUUGGACAACUUCGAAGUGUACGAAAUCGUUUCAUCCGCCUGA
Peronospora belbahrii is the source of this 324-nucleotide messenger RNA. The record is from the annotation of a GenBank genome assembly. Lineage: Eukaryota; Oomycota; Peronosporomycetes; Peronosporales; Peronosporaceae.